Molecule: messenger RNA, 3897 nt
Organism: Pipistrellus kuhlii (Kuhl's pipistrelle)
Lineage: Eukaryota; Metazoa; Chordata; Mammalia; Chiroptera; Vespertilionidae
Gene: PLEKHM3
Product: pleckstrin homology domain containing M3
Exons: 8
Coding region: 498-2777 (759 amino acids)
Source: RefSeq, a predicted model, not a curated record
CAAAGGCCUUCUGUUGAGCAGGUGUGCCUGUGGGUCAGACAGACUUGGACAGCUGGUGAAGAAGCCCUCUGCAUGCUGGCCUCCCUGCUGUGCGGCUGUUAGUUCACUCCGAGCUCGCUCCUGGGUGGGUCCUCAGGAGCUAGUCCUGUUGGGACAGCUUCAGGAUGGAAGCCCCAUUCCUAGAGCAGGUGAGUAAGGGUUGCCAUGCAUUGCUUUGACUCUGACACGCACUUCCUGUUGUCUUUACAGAGAUCUCACUGAAGAAUAACCCCGAGGGAACAUUUGUCUCCGACACCUUUGUUAAUGGCCAUCCUCAGCUUCUAGUGGCUGGAAAGACACCACCUGCCCUUAUGCGUGGCCUGUGCCAGGCAGCGGAUGGGGUUCCUGCCAGCUGUGCCCAGGACACUGUUGCCCAGAGCCUCCCUCUGUUGGGUGGGUGCUCAUGAAGCCGGUUCCUGAGCCAGCUGGGGAGGCGACGGCCUCCUAGAGCCUGCAACAUGGAAGCGCUGGAGGUGGAUGACAUCAGCCCCGCCCUCGAGGUGACUGAGGAUUUCUUCAGCACUUUUGACAGCAAGCUGGAAAAGGCUGGCCAGCAAGCAGAGGUGUACGGGAUCCAGGAGGUCCCGGAGCUGGUGGGGCACGAGGCACUCAGUAACAUCACAGACAACGGUGCUCUCCGAAACAUCGCCGCCCUAGGCGAGGGGGGCAUGCUUUGGGACCCCUGUCAGACCAGGUUCUUAGAAACCAAAGUCCAAAAUGUCUUCCCCGCCAAAGAACAGUUCAUGGUCCAGAAAGGGACGGCCCCAGAUAACCUUUCCUGGAUGGAGCAAAAGGAAGCAUCCACCUUCAAUUUUUUCAACGUGUGUCAGCGUCGCAGGGACAGACCUCGCUCUGUGAAUGACCUGUUGGAUGAGACCACCACUUUUAAGCCAGGGCAUGCUCGGUCCAGGUCAGAUGUUACCCAGGUGGACUGGAAGGUGAUUCUCAAGACCACGCCUCUGCAGCAGCAGCCGCAGCAGCCCUCUCUUCAGGGCCCUCACUUCACCAGGCCGUUGUUCCUGUCGCCUUCACCAAAUAAGAUAGAAGAUGCUCAAGGAAAUAUGGAACACAAGCAGGCAUUCCCCAACAUUCUGAAGAAAGGCCACCUGGAGGUUCGGAAGGACCACGACAGCUGCUGGCAGAGCUGCUACGCAGAACUCUCCCCUUACGACCUGCGCCUCUACAGCCGCGACGGCAGCGGGAACCAGAGCCUGUCCGCCACGCACCCGCUCUCCCACUUCCAGAGCAUCUCCGUGCUGGGCAACCUGGAGGCCAGGCUGGUGGACACCGUGCUGUCCGACAGCACGCAGCUGCAGCUGAAGGCGGAGUCCCCGUGGGAGGCGUUGGACUGGGGGCAGAAGCUCUGGGAGGUGGUGCAUGCCGCCGUGCCCGGCGACGUGGGGCGGCGGGACGAGCUGGCAAACUCGCCGGGGCCCGGCUACCGCUUUGACGGCACACAGAGCCACUGUUUCCAGAAGCCCAGCGAGCUGCUCGCCCGGCCCCCCGUCGGGGACGGCCCCAGACAGCACCAGGACGUCCUCAAGUCCGGGACGCUGUACCGGCUCACCAUGCAGAACAACUGGAAGGCGUUCACGUUCGUGCUGAGCAGGGCCUACCUCAUGGCUUUCCAGCCCGGCAGGCUGGACGAGGACCCGCUGCUGAGCUACAACGUGGACGUGUGCCUGGCCGUCCAGGUGGACGCCCUGGACGGCUGCGACUCCUGCUUCCAAGUCAUCUUCCCCCAAGACGUCCUCCGCCUCCGGGCAGAGACGCGGCAGAGGGCCCACGAGUGGAUGGAGGCUCUGCAAAUGGCAGCCAACGCGGCGAGGAGCUCCGAGCAAAACCUGCAAGUCACCCUGAGGAACAAGCCCCAGGACCCGACGGGCGGGCACGAGCUCAGGAAGAGCAAGCGGCAGUCCGUGACCACCAGCUUCCUCAGCAUCCUGACCACGCUGGCCCUGGAGCGAGGGCUCACCGCCCAGAGCUUCAAGUGCGCAGGAUGCCAGCGAUCCAUUGGCCUUUCCCAUGGGAAAGCCAAGGUGUGCAAUUACAGCGGCUGGUAUUACUGCGGCACCUGCCACGUGGACGACAGUUUCCUCAUCCCCGCACGCCUCGUCCACAACUGGGACACGUCCAAGUACAAGGUGUCUAAGCAGGCCAAAGAGUUUCUGGAGUACGUGUACGAGGAGCCCCUGAUCGACAUCCAGCAGGAGAACCCCCUGCUGUACCUGCACGCCGAGCCGCUGGCCACCGUGGUGCGGCUGCGGCAGCGGCUCAAGUCGCUGCGCGCCUAUUUGUUCAGCUGCCGGGCGGCCGUGGCCGAGGACCUGCGCCGCAGAAUUUUCCCCAGAGAAUACCUCCUUCAGCAGAUCCACCUGUAUUCCCUCGCCGAUCUGCAGCAGGUAAUAGAGGGGAAGCUGGCUCCAUUCCUGGGCAAGGUCAUUAAAUUUGCCAGCGCUCACGUGUACAGCUGCAGUCUUUGCAGCCAGAAGGGGUUCAUCUGUGAAAUCUGCAACAAUGGAGAGAUCCUCUACCCUUUUGAGGAUAUUUCGACAAGCAGGUGUGACAGCUGCGGCGCCGUGUUCCACGCCGAGUGCAGAGAGAGGUCCGUGCCCUGCCCGCGCUGCGUGCGCCGGGAGCUGCAGAAGAAGCAGAAGUCCUUCUGGCGGCGGCUGAACGUGGACGAGAGCCUGGAGGAGGCCUGCAGCAUGUUCGAGCUGAGCUUCCCCAACACCUGACCGCGGCCAGGCCAGGCGACCCCCCAGUGACCCGCGGCCCCUUUCCGAGGGGUGCGUCUCGUCUCCGGCUGGACACGGAAACACACGUACACACCUACCUGCACACACACACCGUACGGACGUCCUGAGAGGUCCAUGGAGCCCUGCGGCUCUAAAAGCUCCCGACGGGCACGUGCACUCGGCCGUGAACUUCCGCUGCUCGCUCCCAGGCAACGCGCGGUUCACACGCAGUGCUUUCCACCGGGGACUGUUUUCUGGUUUGUUUUGUUUUGUUUUUUGUUUUGUUUUGUUUUGUUUUGCUCGUUCUUUCGGCUGUCGGGGCCACGCUAUUACCCAGGGCCCAGGAGGAAGUAUUGUUACACAGAACAGCAGGCGUGGGCUCCUUCUAUGUUAUUUAUUUUUAGCCUUCCCAGCCGAUGAGGCUGGCACCCAGCACCCGGUCCCCAGGACAGUCUCCUACACCCAGAGGCGACUGGAUCCUUCCAGGACCCGCCUCCUAGCCUCCGAGUCCCCUAGAGGCCGGGGUCCCCUCUGAGCCAAAAUCAGGAGAACAGGCUCCCCCGAGAGAAAGCAUGCCACCCUGAGUGAUUGGAGGGCUCAUCCUGGUUUGGAAGCCCAAGUCAGAAAAGUCUGUUCCUUGACAAGGAAGAGGCCCCGGCGGCCAAGUCCAGCCGCAGUUGCUCUGUUCGCUGGUUCGAACCCGCCUGGCCUGGUGAGGCCCCCACCACAGGCCCGGGCUGCCCGCGGCUCCCGAGCGCGGCUCCCGGGCUCGGGGACGGGAUGGACGUGUUGGCGGAGCUGCCGGGGAGGUGCCCGAGGCCGUCCAGCAGCCCGGCUAGUCUCUUUCCACAGAACCCGUGUGGGCAGCCCUCCCUGCUCCCUGUAGAUGCUUUGUUUCCCAUCGCUCUGCACUGCACUUCAUUGUAACCUUUGUCAAGUGAACCACUUCUACUUUCACCUUUUCUUAAUCUUAAAAAACACUCACAGGAACCCGGAACUUCAAAAUACCCACUGAGACUAUUAAGAAAAUACCGAGCUUAUACAUACAAUGAGCGAAUUCAGUCUAAUGUCAUUGAAAUACACAGACGUAUACGUGUAUCAUUGCCAUCCUAAAGUAAAA